UCCCUCUGGUGUUUUGAUCUCUCUCUUUUUUAAAUUUAUUUAUUUUUUACCUAAAUCCGCAGAUUUGGCUGGCCCAUCAACACCGCAUAAAAACCCAACUGAAGCAAUGUAGACCCUUGCUGGGAAUCCACGUCCGUCUUUAUUAAGGAAAUAAAGAAAUCGCACAUAGCCCCGUCGCGGACUUGUUCUCAACUGCUCAAGACUGUAUAAAAGGCAAAUAAACCAGAAACAGUAUGCUCUGCGCUUUCAAAAAACUCAGUGUUUUAAUUGUUGUAUCUGUAGCUACUAUGUGACCAUCAGUGUAGUUUGGUGGGGUAAGUGUGUACCUGCGGGUUAGUGACUGAUCCCAGGUUAUUCACGUGUAACCAAAGUCACUUCCGUGGCGUGGGACGCGACGGUGAACCGGCACUCUUCGCCGUUUUCUUGAUGUUCCCUUGCAUCCGUCUCUCAGCGUACUCAGAAAGAACAGAAGACAACGAACCAGCUUCACAACCGAGAUUACAGCAGGACGUUACAGAAUGGCAGAACUCCAGAUGUCCAGAUGUGUGUGCAGGCUACAGAUUGGCCAGGGAUGUAUUGGAUGUCAGUCCUCUUGUGGAUAGUGGGUGUGGCAGGAGCUUGGGACUCACCCUGGCCCUGCCCUCAGCGUUGUGAGUGCUUACAUGAACUUCUCAUUGUCAACUGUUCUUCAGUUCACAUGACCUCUGUACCUGAGGGCAUCUACGCAAAGAGCCUACACCUCAACCUGUCGAAUAAUCAUCUUAAGAUACUUGAACGGCGGCAGUUCUCCAACCUGGCAGAGCUACAGGAGCUUGACCUGAGUGAGAACAUGCUUUCAAUUAUCAAGUUCGAAGCAUUCCUUGGUCUGCGGCGCCUACUGACUCUGCGGCUGUCCCAGAACCGGCUCAAGAUUAUUCCACUUGGUGUGUUUUCUGGACUUCUGAGUCUUCGCCUGCUGGACAUCAGCAAGAAUGAGAUCCUCAUCUUCCUGGACCACACAUUCCGUGACAUGGCAUCUUUGCAGAAGCUGGAUGCCAGCAGGAAUGAUAUUGUGUUUAUCUCCAAGCUUGCCUUCAGUGGCCUCCUGAACCUACAGGAGCUGAACCUAGACAGGUGUAACAUCACAUCAGCGCCAGCUUUGGCAUUGUCUCAGCUUACUGGACUGACACGGCUGCAGUUCUGCUGGGUUGGCUAUACAGUACUGCCCAACAACUCGUUCAGGUGGCUGGGCUGGGUAAGGGAGCUGACCAUUUCCAACUGCCCCUGGCUGGGAUCACUAGCCACCAAAAGCCUGAUUGGCCUAAACCUAACUUCCUUGACACUCAGCUACUGCAACCUGAGCUCUGUUCCCUAUGUCCCUCUGCAACACUUGGUCUACCUGCGCUACUUGGACCUGUCCUAUAACCCCAUCACCUCCAUCCAGCCUAACCUGCUGGGAGACCUUCUUCAGCUGCAGGAGUUCCACUUGGUUGGUGGGAGCUUGCAGAAGGUGGAGCCGAGAGCAUUUCAAGGACUUGUCCACUUCCGCCUGCUUAAUGUGUCAUCCAAUCAACUGUCAACACUAGAGGAGAUGGCCUUCCACUCAAUGAAGACUCUCCAGGUGCUAAGGCUUGAUGGGAACCCACUCACCUGUGACUGUCGCUUGCUCUGGGUACUGCACAACCGUUUGGAUUUGGACUUUGACGGGGUGCCACCUGUAUGUGCCUUACCUGUGUAUAUGCAAGGCAGAACAUUUUUGGACUUCAGUGCGGCUGAAGUGCCAAGGCUGUUCACCUGUCGGCAGGCACGUAUUCUGAACCGCAAGCCCCAGGAAGUGCGCACUGAUGAGGGCCAUACGGUCCAGUUCUUCUGCCAGGUGGAUGGAGACCCCACCCCCUCCAUCAUUUGGGUGAGCCCCCACCGCACCCUCCUAACUACUACCGGUCGGAUCCGUGUGCUCUCCAAUGGAACUCUUGAGGUGCGGUACGCACAGGUGCAGGAUAGCGGAUACUACUACUGCUUUGCCUCCAAUACAGCGGGAAACGACAGCAUUUCCAUUAGUCUGCGGGUCUGCGGCUCUCCUGAAUCUUCAUACCAAAAUCACUCUCCCCAGUUCUUCUUGGAGGGGUGGAAUCUGGCAGCCAUCAUUCCAUCAGACAACCCAACAGUCAGCACCUCCCAGGGUAUUCCAUUUGACAUGAAGACACUGGUGAUUGUGAUGACGAUGGGCUCUGUGUCAUUCCUGAGCUCUGUGGCAGUCUGCUUUGUGUUCAUCUUCUUCUGGAGCCAGAGCAAAGGGAAAAUCAAACACACAGCCAAAGUAUCCUUUGUACCUCGCAGUGCAGCAAUAGCAACAGAGAAAGCAGAGAGAGCAGAGGCUAACAUGGAGACCGCCAAACUCACCAUGAGGCUCUGAGCAGACCUAGCAACAUCAAGCCCUGAUUUGCUCUUUGGUUAAAAUCAAAUAUUCAGUUGGUUUGAUUGACACAUUUUAGGCUUAUUUACAACAUUUGUCAAUUGUGUCUUUCAAUUUGUUAUUUAGUUUUGUUUAUAAUUAUGCUAUAUCAUCCCUGUCUUUAAAUCUUCUUAUUCUGAUGCUACAAAAAGGCAUUUUUGAGAUGAAGAUUAAGAUUAACAAAGGCACGGUACUCUGUAAUUAUUGUUGAUUAAUGUCAGCACUGACUGGGAAGGAAUAGUGUUGCAGGACAGACCCAUCCCACUGACUGAUGAAAUUAAUUAAUGCAGGCUUUUAGUUUAUCCUAGGAUCCAACACUGUGUGGUAUAUUGUACUCGCUGCACUAUUAGUGGUGCAGAAAACUGAUGUGCACGUGUGAUGGACUCAUGACUUAUGUUUGAGGACAGCACAUUUUAUAAUCUUUGCCACAAUUAAAAUUUAGAACUACAUAAAAUUCUAUUAAUUAUUAGCAAAAGCAGCAACCCUUUAUGGUUUUAAAUACUUCACCUUUAGCUUCUGUUCAUUGCACUUUUCUUUUGUGUGUAAAUAAAAAACAAAAACAAACCAAUAAACUAAAUAAAGAAUUAAGUACCGAUCAGCACUUCUUGUAAAACAACAAACAUUUUUUGUGGACCAAAAUGAUUUCUUUGAUAGUACAUUUCAUGUUCUGUUCAUAGAUCAAAGCACUUCAGCCUGUUUUUGUUGUACCGGUCCACAUUUGGAGACUUUUCUGAGAAGCUAGAGGAACUGGUGUGUGCGGGAACUAAACUAUCUUAGUCCAUCGCAGCUAGCCCACAAGUUUUAUUUAAAAAACACAGGAAGACUUAAAGACUAAGAAUACUUAAUGACUAAGAAGACAUUGGGCAAACUGAAAGCUCCAUGGAGAAACAUGAUGACAGCACAAGUAGAAAAAAUACAACUGUAAACAAAGCUUUUCUAACUUUAAUCAGGGAUGGGCAUUGCCCCCAAAGAUUCUCUCUGCCCAACCAUGCACAUUGCAAACAAGGCCGUUUUUCUUUAACUUGUGCCAUUCUCUCUGAACCAAUCACAAAACAGUGUUUUUGCUGUUCAUUGUAAAGUUAUUUCCGAUUGACUGUUUGAAAUCUAAGACUAGCAUCAUAGAGCUCAGCAGAGCAGACAGGUUUGAAUUUUCACUACAAAGAGGAGUGGUAGCUAUUGGGGUAAUUUAAACAGUUUUACGAGUUUAAACACAUCCACACAGUAAUGUUCGUUUUUAAUUUUGGUGAUUUAUUGCUUGAUAUUUCUUUCACAUUUCUAACUAUAUUUACUUUUAAUAUUUUUGGUGCUUGCCUUAUAAACUUGUUUUAUUAGCAGUUAGCCAUUAGAUAGUAGCAGCUGUUCUCCAUUAGCUUGGCCUG
Electrophorus electricus (electric eel) is the source of this 3813-nucleotide messenger RNA. RefSeq names its product leucine-rich repeat and immunoglobulin-like domain-containing nogo receptor-interacting protein 1. Gene Ontology annotation, molecular function: protein binding. The record is from RefSeq and is a predicted model, not a curated record. Gene Ontology annotation, cellular component: plasma membrane. Lineage: Eukaryota; Metazoa; Chordata; Actinopteri; Gymnotiformes; Gymnotidae.